Messenger RNA from Macrobrachium nipponense, 1191 nucleotides. RefSeq names its product zinc finger protein OZF-like. The record is from RefSeq and is a predicted model, not a curated record. The coding region runs from base 1 to 1191 and encodes 396 amino acids. NCBI's taxonomy places the organism in Eukaryota, Metazoa, Arthropoda, Malacostraca, Decapoda, Palaemonidae. The transcript has 3 exons.
AUGGAUUGUGCUGUGGAGAGGGAAGAAAAUGGAGAUAUCCUAGAACUGAACAGUUUAGUCAGGAUUAGGGAUGAUGCUGCUGAGAGGGGAGCUCUUGAGGAGUGUCAAUGUACUAUUGACACUGAAGAAAAGGAAGAAAAAGAAGAUGACAGCAAAUCUAAGAGAAAGCAGUGUAUUUGCAAACUAUGUGAUGAAAUGUUUCUAUCCAAGAAAAAUUAUAGGGAGCACGUGUAUAAAUGCCACCCUAUUAAAGAGGAGGGAGUUUGUUUAUUUUGCAAGAAAUCCUUGCCAAAGACAUCCUCAUCUGGUGAUUGUAGGAAAAACAGCUUUGCUCAGCAGGAUGACCUACAGUCUCACAUACAAACCCACACUGAGAAAACACUUUAUCAUUGUAAUCUAUGCAAUAAAAAUUUUUCUCAAGCCAGCAGUCAUAGAACUCAUAUGAAAACACAUAAUGAAAAUUCACACUUUGAAUGUGAUUCUUGUGGAGAAACAUUUACUUUGAACAGUACACUUCAGGUUCAUCUAAUGAAACACCAAAAGGAUAAGGCAUACAAAUGCACAUUGUGUGAAAAAUGUUUUACUCACCCUAGCACCCUUAAGACUCACAUGAAAGUUCAUACAAACGUUAAACCUUCCCCAAGUGCUGGUGAAAGUGGGGAGUCAAUUCGGGUGAAAGCUUCCCCAGGCAGGCCAAAAAGCAAGAAAAAACAGCACCAAUGUGAAGUCUGUUCAAGAAUUUUCACUCUAAAAAAUACACUGAUUGUACACAUGAGAAGGCAUAGCGGAGAAAAACCUUUUAAGUGCUCUGUUUGUGAAAAGGGUUUUUCACAGUCAAGCACCCUAAAAAUUCAUAUGCGAACUCACACUGGUGACAAACCUUAUAACUGUGGCAUUUGUGGACAGAAGUUUACCUAUAACUAUGCUUUGCAGAAGCAUGCAUUAAUACACAGAGAGGCAGCUGAUACAGAAGAAGAUGGUUCAGAAUAUGAUUUGGAGGGUAACAUUUUUGAGUUGGGUGCCUAUGAUGAUGAUGAUAUAGCUGCUAAUAAAGCCCAGUAUGAAGAAGUGAAAAGGAAGAUUUUCCAGACUCUAGCUAGAGCAAAAGCUCGAAUAGCGCAAGCUAAUGGAGGGAGUGCUGAAAAUGAUGAGGAAGUAAGUAGAGAUACAGAUAGUAAUGAAAGUAAUUAG